Molecule: messenger RNA, 1593 nt
Organism: Dermacentor silvarum
Lineage: Eukaryota; Metazoa; Arthropoda; Arachnida; Ixodida; Ixodidae
Exons: 3
Coding region: 411-1118 (235 amino acids)
Biological process (GO): regulation of transcription by RNA polymerase II
Cellular component (GO): nucleus; transcription regulator complex
Source: RefSeq, a predicted model, not a curated record
UGCAUUUCGCGCCGGCUGCCGCCGGGCCGCGCCGACGGACGCUGGUCGCGUCGGUCGCGCCGCGCGUCAGAGUAUAGAGUGCUCGCGUUUUGCUAGCGUAGCGUCGCUGUGCCCAGCGUGCGCGCGCGUCGACGUUACGUCGGAGUAUAACAGAGCCCUUAUAGUCCGACGUAACGCACGCGCGCGCACGCUACGUUACGUUGGAGAAAACAACCCCUCUAUAGUCGGGCGCACCGGCGCCGCCAACGUAACCGGCGGCUUCCGACGCGCCCCGACGUGCCCGGCGCCGAAACGGCUCCGGAGCCAUUCGCGCGUCGGAGGCGACGGCACCGUCAGCCCACAAUGCAUCGCGCGAAGAAAAUGGCCGCUGCCUGUGACAGCGGAGCGAUAGCGCGAGCGGUGCAAACGCGAUGUCCGACUCCGAUAACAUUGUUGAGCGGCUGCUGGAAGCCAUUAAAGAACACCCCUGUGUCUAUGACACAAAACGACUGGAUUUCCGCGACCAGCAGCGCAAGGAAAACGCAUGGGAGCAGAUCAGGCAGAGCAGCGGUCUCGCCACAGUGGAAGAAUGCCACAAGCUGUGGAAGCGGUUAAGGGACCGGUUCACCCGCGAGCUCAAAGUUAUCGAGCUCGCGACGAGGAGCGGCAGCGGAUACGUGCCGAGGCAAACGUGGGAGUUCGCCGCUGCCAUGGAAUUCUACAAGCAGUGUGGUCGUCCGAGGAAAACAACCAGCAACGUGGGCUCGGCGGGCCUACCAGGAGAGGAAGAUAGUGCCUCCACUCCAGAGGCAAUUUUUCAUACAAUGGUAGAUGGAACGACAACGCCACCACCCACCAGCAGCAACGACGUUAGCCUGGAAGCCCCAGCAGCAAAUCCUUGGGAACCUGCUUGCCAGGGAGAUCGCACGGUGGGGGAGCCACCCUCAAAACGACCCAAAAAGUCGCAAAGUUGCGACUACUUUGAGCAGCAACUCCUUUCCCAACUUGGCAAGCAGAUGACUGAGAAUGAGGCAUUUGCACAGUCUAUAGCCAUGAGCCUUGACAGAAUGCCAAGGGCAGUUGCUUCUAGGUGCAAGGCAAGAAUAAUGGCGCUCAUCGCCGAAUUUGAUGACUCUUAGGUUUAAAACAUGCCUUUUUGUGCUGCAACAAAGUCAUCUGCACUCUUCAUUUCUUUUCAUAACCUGGAAGGUAUUGGUGAAGGAGCAGCAAAGGGACAAGAGAAAAGGACUGAAACAUUGAGAGACACAUAGGCCUCUGUGUGCCUUUCCAUUUUCAGUCCUUUUGUGUUGUUCUUUUCGUUGUUCCUGUACGAAUAUCCUCCAGGCUACGAAAGAGAACAAAGAGUGCAGAUGAUUUGUUGCCCUUCACCGCAUAGACCCAACUAGCCCCUGUGAAAUCACUCUUACAGAUCUCUGCAAGAGUGAUUUGCUUUUCUGAUACCUUGCGUGUUCACUUUUUUGCGUUCCCUGCAAUGUUUUUUUUUUUUGUAACCUGGAGGCAUUGCCAGUUCACAUUUUAAAAUUUCCUGCCAUUCAGUACAGUUUCCUAAUACCAUUGCUUUCAUGUUGUUUUCACGUUGCCUGUUGUUUUAGC